Paramecium sonneborni is the source of this 835-nucleotide messenger RNA. NCBI's taxonomy places the organism in Eukaryota, Ciliophora, Oligohymenophorea, Peniculida, Parameciidae. The record is from the annotation of a GenBank genome assembly.
AUGAUUUCCUACAAAUCUUUAUAUAGAAUUGCAAAAUUCAAUCAACUCAAAGAUUAUUAUGCUAUUCUUAACAUCUCUAAAACCAAUGAUCAAUCAGCAAUUAAAAAAGCUUACUAUGCUCUUGCUAAGAAAUUUCACCCAGAUGUUAACCAAGGCAAAGAGGAUAAAUUUAAAGAAGUUAAUGAAGCUUAUGAGGUUAAUACUACUCUAUUCUUAGGUAUUGUCAGAUGAAAAUACAAAAAAAGAAUAUGAUGAAGCUAGAACACCGAAGUCUUAAAAUAAUUAUAGUUAGACCUAUUCAUAGCAAUAGUAUUACGAUUAGAGAAAAUAUUAAUCAAAUUCUCAGCAAAGAUAAACUUAAAAUUAAUAGUAAUCUUAAUCCUUGAUUCAUUAGUCAAAAUUAAUAUACUAGAAAUCAAUUUGAAGAAGCCAUGAGAAGGGCUUAAGAACAUCUCAAUUAAUAAUAGUAGUAGAGACAACACGAGAGAAUGAGGGCUUAGUAAGAGUAUGAAGAGAGGAUCAGAGAGGAAGAAAUUUAUGCAAGAGCAAAGGAAUAAUAAUAUAAGGAAUUUGCAUAAAGAUAUUAUAAUGAGGCAAAAAGAAAAACAUUCUAUUCUAAAGAAGAAAAAGAAGCCUAUGAAUAAUUUGUAAGAUAAAGAGAGUUUGAAGAGUCUAUGAAGGAAAAGAUUGUAUUGAAACUAUUUAUGCUUAGCAAGACUUUAAAGAAAAAGGGCAAUAAGUUAUGAAUGGAUUUUCAAACAUCUCCAAAAAUUUAGGUGAUAUUAAAAGCAAUUUAGGUUCCAUUUGGAAUACUAUCAAAGGAAAAAAUAGAUGA